Colletotrichum scovillei is the source of this 1074-nucleotide messenger RNA. RefSeq names its product 2OG-Fe(II)oxygenase. Bases 1 to 1074 code for a protein of 357 amino acids. Lineage: Eukaryota; Fungi; Ascomycota; Sordariomycetes; Glomerellales; Glomerellaceae. The transcript has 2 exons. The record is from RefSeq and is a predicted model, not a curated record.
AUGCCACCCACGGGGAGCUUCAGCGAAAUACCCACACUAGACCUCUCCCUCGCCCGAGACCCCGCAACAGAGGCGGAUUUACUCGCCCAUCUGCGCCACGCUCUCACCAACGUCGGCUUCUUGUACAUCAUCAACCACGGAGUCCCCGAAGAGGCCAUUUCUGAUGUCGUCGAUGCACUGCCAGAGUUAUUCUCGCUGCCGCCAGAAGCAAAAUCCGAGAUCGCGCUGAGUAAUUCCCCGCACUUUCUGGGCUACAGCGGUGAUGGCGCGGAGACGACGGCGGGGAAGAGUGAUCGGAGGGAACAGGUCGAGUUCGCUACGGAGUUGCCGAGCGGGCUGGAGGAGGGUCUGCCGCUGAGAGAACGGCUUCGUGGGCCGAAUCAGUGGCCGUCUUCGUAUCCAGCGCUGCGUCCCAUUGUUGAAUCGUACAUAUCGGAAAUGACCGAUUUAGGAAACCGCUUCCUCAUCUUGGUAGCGAAAGCCCUUUCCCUCCCGCCAGAGACUUUCCUCUCCUAUCUCUCGGAUCAACACCGCCUGAAACUAGUUCACUACCCCGGCCUCCCGGAAGACGAAGCAGGCGGCCAAGGCGUAGGUCCGCACAAGGACUCGUCCGGGUGGUGGACCUUCCUCCUCCAAGCCUCGCCGCCGCAUAUCAAGGGCUUGCAAGCUCUCAACAAGAUGGGCGAAUGGAUCGAUGUGCCAGUGUUACCGGGCUCCUUUGUGGUCAACAUCGGCCAGGCGUUUGAGGUGGUGACGAACGGGGUGUGCAAGGCUACGACGCACCGCGUGCUGUCUGGGCAUCUUGAGAGGUUCAGCGUUCCGUUUUUCCAGGGGGUGAGGAGGGAUCUUACCAAGGAGGAGGCGGUGGGGUCUUUGAGGGAGCAUUUCGCGAGGCCUGAGAUUAGGGGGCUGGUGAGUGAGUCUGAGGAGGGGCGGGAGAUUGAUUCGGCGUUUUUGAAGGGCAAGUAUGAGACCUGGGGGGAGAGCCAGUUGAGGACGAAGGUAAGGAGUCAUAGAGAUGUUGGGAGGAAGUUUUACGCGAAUGUUUUUGAGAAGUAUAUUAAUGAUGAUUGA